AUGAAAGGAAAUCCUUUUAGAGUUCCUCUAGUCUCACCAACUGGAACGAAUAGUACGAAGCAAAGUGUUUGUAAUUGGGAUACAAAUGGAAGAACAGUAGCAGGUGGAUCCGGGGGCUCAAAUUCAAAUCAGUUCUCAAGCCCUUAUGCUUUUUGGGUGGGUAGCGACAACAGUAUCUACGUGGUGGAUACUUUUAAUAAUCGUGUUCAACAAUGGUUUCCUGGAACCAACAAAAUCACAACAGUAGCAGGAGGAAAUGGAGCAGGAAUCGGUUCUGGACAAUUAUAUAACCCGCAAUGUAUUCAUGUUGAUAAUCAAGGAAACUUAUAUAUUUGCGAUACCGGUAAUUUUCGUGUUCAGCGAUGGACACGUGGUUCUAGUAAUGGAGUAACGGUUGCAGGAGGAAAUGGGAGAGGACUUGCUUUGAAUCAAUUGACGGAUUGCACUAGCCUCACUUUAGAUGAAGAUGGUAAUAUGUAUAUAGUAGAUCGUGCUAAUCACCGAAUACUGAAAUGGGCACCAGGUAGUGACUAUGGUAUCCUUGUCGCUGGUGGUAAUGGUGGAGGACUAGCUUCAAAUCAAGUAAAUAAUCCUUUCGGAGUUACUUUGGACGACAAGGGUAAUUUGUACGUUACAGACACAUUCAAUCAUCGUGUACAACAAUUCGCUCUAGGUGUGAAUAAUGGAACAACUGUAGCAGGCGGAAAUGAAUGUGGGUUAAAUUCUAAUCAACUAUGUUAUCCAAUGGGACUGUAUCUUGACGAUAACACCUUAUUCAUAGCUGAGAUGUAUAGUAGCCGUAUACAAAAAUGGGUGAUUGGUGAUAGUAGUGGAAUUACAGUUGCAGGCGGUCGUGGUCAGGGUUCUGGAAUAGAUCAGUUAAAAAUUCCAUAUUCUGUGGCACUAGGUCCAAAUCGUAAUUUAUAUGUUCUUGACACAGCUAAUGUCCGCGUUCAAGAAUUUGAUGUCAGUGACAGUUUAGCUUAUGAUGGAAGAAACGUAGAUUAUUACCUGUUUUUUCAAGCUCUUGGUCCUGAUUUUCGCCAUUACAGAUCAUUGAUUUACAAAGAAAAAUCUUAG
Didymodactylos carnosus is the source of this 1080-nucleotide messenger RNA. The record is from the annotation of a GenBank genome assembly. Lineage: Eukaryota; Metazoa; Rotifera; Eurotatoria; Philodinida; Philodinidae.